AUGUCCACAGCCUCAUCGCCGCCACCCAUUAUAAGCAACCCACUGUCAGUACCACCAUAUCAGCACAGGAGGGCUCCAGGAGUGAACUGGAGCUCUCAUCCAGCACACCAGCCUGCUAUGGCAGUGCCUCGCAUCACUGUUCAUCCACUGCCUGUUGAAUCACCUGCACUGCUUCGAGAGGGCGCACUUGAUUUCCUCGACUCAGUUCGUGUUGGUCGCAAGAUAGGUGUCUUCAGCUCCUGUUAUACCAUCACACACACCAUAACCGGGUGUCCUGGCCAGCGACGGGUUGCAGAAGCCAUUUCACAUCAUCCACCGCAGCCACCACCACCUCUGAUCAUGGAUGAUCCAGUGACCGACCAGUAUGAGGGAUAUUCUCACCCACGGCAUCAGAAGGGGAAGCCUUCAGGACCAUCACAACUAGAAGCAUGGCUUCAACUUCACUCUACUGUUCUCGAUGAACUACUUUGUCGUGAUGGAUUUUGGGAGAACCUAUCAGGGAUAUGCACAUGCGGGUCACCCGGCCAAUAUCGUUGUUGUGACUGCUUCAAUGGUACCUUGACAUGCAAGGAAUGUAUCAUUUCAGCUCAUCUAAUGCUUCCCCUUCACCACAUUGAGACACUCAUUUCCAACAGACCUCUCUAUGCUCGCUGGGGUCAUCCAUUCAGCUUGGCCAUUGUGGCCAUCGUUGUCCAACGCCCAUCCCAGCUUCAUAUCAUUUUACAGUCCUGGAUGUUAGUGGGGGUACAUGUGGUCUCACUGUGUUUUUGUGGCUGCUACAAUGCACAAUCGCGCUACAUCCAAUUGCUCCGUGCGGGUUGGUAUCCAAUGACCAUUGACCUACCUCACGCAGCGGCCACAUUUACGGUGCUGGAAUGUUUUCACGAGUUGACCCUGCAAGGGAAGCUCAACAUCUUUGAUUUUUACAAUGCCCUUCUCCGCAUCUCAGACGGCUCUGGAGUUACAGACUUCACGAAUCGCUAUAACGACCUUUCACGCAUUAUGCGUCAAUGGCAUCACAUCAUGUCCCUCAAGCAAGCCGGUCAUGGACACAAUCCAGCAAGAAUAAAAGCUACCAGUGCAGGAUCGUUGUCGUUUUUUGUGGAGGAGUCUGCAUUUCAAGCUGUAAUAGCUGAGUCUGGGGAGUGCAACGAGGGGAGCACAUGUCAAGUCGAGCAUGAUGCCAUUGUUCAUGCCAAUGUCCAUAAUAAAGAUGGGUAUAUCACAUCUGGGCUGGGUGCAGUGAUGUGUGCAAGGCACAUAUUAGUUCGGUGCAAUGGCAUUGCAGACUUGCAGAAAGGGGAAAAGUAUAUCAACAUGGAUUACAUACUCUUUUCGACGCUCAUUGGCGUUCAAUGCCUCAUGUUAUUCCUCUCAUAUGACAUUGCAUGCCACUAUCACAAGCGGCUCCUUGUUCGCAUGGAGGAUCUGCCGUCCUCACUCCAUUUCAACCAUGGUGACACUGAGAUGUGUUAUGCUGUGCCAAAAUACGACCUUCGUAAUCAUGGCAAGGAUUGUCAAGAUACCUUUUCACUAAACUACAUACAUGGUUCUGGGCAGACAUGCGGAGAAGGCAUCGAGACUGCAUGGGCUCAUCUUAAUGGCAUUGGCACAAGUACUCAUGAGAUGUUGCCUGGUGGACGACACAAGACAAUCAAUGAUCAUUGGACUGCGUGGAAUUGGAGGAAAACAGUAAACUUUGGUUCAAGCCUCUUAGCACAGUUCAAGGAAGCGUUCGCCAUGCAUCACACACACCAGAAAUUUCUGGAGUCUUACACUACGACCUUCCCACCCACAACUAUUUGCACGUGGUCCAAGGCAGUUGAGGACUGGGAAGCUGAUAUGUCAAAGCCGAAUCCCUACAGGGACUGUACUACACUUGCGGAUAUCCGCCUUCAGCUAGCAAAAGAAGACAUGGCUGCUGCCACGCAGGACCAUGUCUCGAUGCAUGAAGUCACUCCAAGCAAUUUCCCUAUCAAUGGCCUCGAACUUGAAGACCAACAAUACACAUUGACUGCAUCCAUCACUGCGCUCAAGGGCAAAGGGACAAGUUCGCAGCUCGCAGACAUCCAACAGAAGCGCACUGCUCUGCUUCGACGCAUCCAGAAUUGGCGUGACAUGCAACAGGUGUAUAUGCCAUGUGUCAUGCCAUCUCAGGACCGUCAAUCUGAGGACAACAACACUGACACCAGAUCAAUUAAUGCCAAAGACCUCUGCCUGCAUCUUCCGUCCUCACUUCCUUCACCCACUGUCACUCUGCUGUCCCUUACGCAACUCGUAUCACUGGAGUUUCGCCUUCGUGUUGCACAGGCUGACGACAGUCUAGAAGAUGUUCGUUGUAAUCGCUGCAUCACUCAGUCCCUUUACCAGUUCAAAAAGGGCAACAUCUCUGGAACAGGCAACAAGGCCAACACACGCUCUCAUACAACCAUGACCUGCUUCGUCGAGAAGUCACUUGCAGCCACGGAUCAUUAUGAGCAUGCUCGGAAGGCUUUGUUGGCACUUGCGCUGGGUGGCAACUGGCAAACACAACUUUGCCCUUUGAAUAGAGCCGACAUCAGAGGUCCUGGAAAGGAUGACGAAGAGUUUGAAGGCAGGCAGAGUGAAGGCCGCCGUGAGCCUUCGUGGAUCUGGAUGGUCCCCCGUGUCACUGCCAACAAUGAUUCACUUCCAGAUGGAGCCAUCACCUCCACUGCUGAUGGUCUCAAUGAUAAUGUUCGCAUUGAGUGGACCAAGGCUCGUGUGCGAGUCCAGCGCUGGCACAAAGAGGAACUUGUAGUUGUUGAGGAGAUGCGCCAAGUGUUGGCGUUUUUUGAGUGGAAGGCUGUGUGGUGGUUAUUGCAGGCCAGUCUUUGCACCAAUAUCACCCCAGCUCUUUGCCAUGGACUGUCUGCUAAUGCGCACAAGCAGGCCUCCAUUCUCACUCAGCUGGCUACAAAAUUCGCCCGUCUAUGGUUGCCUGUCCUGAAGGGUCACGGUGUCGAGCCAGUGUGGCAGUCGAAAUAUAUCUCAUUAUCCAGUGGCAGUGCUACGGCCCUAUGUGACAAAGUAUACGACCACGUCAAUGCUCUUUCUGACAAUGAUGUCAUUGAGGAUGUGGACCCUGAUAUGCUUGAAGGUUCAUUCAUUUUUGUUGUGUCAUUCUUCUGGUAA
Messenger RNA from Suillus clintonianus, 3153 nucleotides. RefSeq lists its product as uncharacterized. The record is from RefSeq and is a predicted model, not a curated record. Lineage: Eukaryota; Fungi; Basidiomycota; Agaricomycetes; Boletales; Suillaceae. The transcript has 10 exons. Bases 1 to 3153 code for a protein of 1050 amino acids.